Molecule: messenger RNA, 1640 nt
Organism: Balearica regulorum gibbericeps (East African grey crowned-crane)
Lineage: Eukaryota; Metazoa; Chordata; Aves; Gruiformes; Gruidae
Source: RefSeq, a predicted model, not a curated record
CCCACAACAUCGGACGAGACUGUGGUGGCCGGUGGUACAGUGGUGCUCAAGUGCCAGGUGGAGGAUCCUGAUGACUCCUCGCUGCAAUGGUCCAACCCUGCCCAGCAGACCCUCUACUUUGGGGAGAAACGAGCCCUGCGAGAUAACAGGAUCCAGCUGGAGAGGUCCACACCCAACGAGCUCACCAUCAGCAUCAGUGAUGUGGUGCUGUCAGAUGAGGGGGAAUACACCUGCUCCAUCUUCACAAUGCCGGUGCGGACUGCGAAGGCCCUGGUCACUGUGCUGGGAAUCCCCCAGAAACCCCAGAUCUUUGGCCAUGAGCAGCCCAUUGAUGAGGAGAAGAUAGCCCGGCUGACCUGCCGGUCCUCUGGCAGCAAGCCCGCAGCCCAGCUCCGGUGGAAGAAGGGCAACAAGGAGCUGAAGGACGAGGGUACUGAGGUGGUGGAGGACCCCAAUGGAAAGACCUUCACCGUGAGCAGUCGGGUGGAGUUCCGCGUCACUAAGGAGGACAACGAAGCCGAGGUGACCUGCACUGUGGACCACGAGUCCCUGCAGAACUCCGAGAGGUCGACCACGCAGAAGCUGCAGGUCCACUACAAGCCAACAGCGAAGAUUGAGCCGCAUCCCCAGUACCCACGCGAAGGCGAGAAGCUCCAGCUACAGUGUGAUGGGCAGGGCAACCCCAUCCCCCAGGAGUUCCUGUGGGAGAAGGAGGGCAGCGACGCACCCCUGCAGCUAAGUUCGGACAGCGUCCUCAUCUUCCCUUUCCUCAACAAGAGUGACAGCGGCACCUACGUCUGCACGGCCACCAGCUCCAUGGGCAGCGUCGUGGCCAAGUACAACCUCGAUGUCAGCGAUGCCAGCCCGGUGCCCUCGACCUCCAGCACGUACCAUGCAGUGAUCGGCGGGGUGGUUGCUGUCAUUGUCUUCCUCCUGCUCAGUCUUCUCAUCGUGUUGGGACACUACCUGAUCAGACACAAAGGUAUGUGCAUAAGACACGGGGAGACGGUCACAUCCAGACAUCGGCAAAUCCCAGCAGAGGUGAUGUGUACCUACCUGACCCACGAGGCCAAGGGGUCGGACGAUGCCCCAGACGCUGAUACGGCCAUCAUCAAUGCAGAGGGUGGCCAACCCAGCGGCGACGACAAGAAGGAGUAUUUCAUCUAGGGUCGUCACAGAGAGUGAGAAAUGGAGCCAACAGACCCCGAUGGAAACGGAAACCAGACCACAAACCCCACUCAACCCAACAGAUUUUCUCUCGCGCCCAGCACGGGCAGACAGACGGACAGAGGGAUGGCGGGACAAAGAGCAGAGAGCAACCGGCCUGAGACAUGAUGCUUCUUCUUGAACUUGUACAAAACGUUAUUACUAUGAACAGCGAAAGCCCCGGCCCCGUUUGCUUGCUUGCACCUCCAUCCCUGCGACCAGCGCUCGCGCAAAACACAGACCAACCAGUGAGUGAGCGACUUUCCUUCUUCCUUUGGACCUUUGCUUUGGUUUUGUGGCAGCUCUUUGCUUUGGGCCCUUGGUUGGGAUGUUGAGCUGGGGUCGAUGUAGCUCUUUCCUUUGUUUCUCUCCAUUUUGGUUUCUUUGACAUCCAAGGAUAAAAUCAGCUCCAGGCUCUGGCGCAAGCCCCCAGC